AUGGCAGCCUCAGCGGGCCUUCCUGUCCGAACACUAGACCACAAUUUCAACAAUGCCGAAGGAACUAUUCUUUCAUAUGACCGAAUGCAGUCUAUGACUAUGUCGAAUCCGCUUUGGCAAGAAUUUGUUGGAAACCGCAUGGCCCUUGAGAAGCGUUACCGACAGAUGCUGCAAUCCUACGAAGAAACCUUUGCAACGUACUUCAGUGGGUAUUUCCCCGUCGAUUACACAUCUUCGAGCAACAGAAUUAUGGAUCCCAACGUGGUGGUUAGGAUGGUCCUCACUCUCUCAGAGCUUUCGAUGUCUGAAUCAUCAGACCCGUCCGAGAGUCCCUUCACCGACGAGGAAGACACCUUGAAAAGAAUGGGAUGGGAAAAUAUUCAGAUUAAGAAGCCUUGUUGGGCACUGUUGUCCCACACAUACGCUGCAGCGACUACUUCUUCCAGGGCCAGCUCAGGGAAGUCGACCCCUAGAUUUUUUAGUUCCCAAAAGUCCUAUAGAAACAAUACUGUCCUUCUGCAUGUCGAAGGAGUCUCUGAUGAUGAAUUAAGAGAGCAGCUCUAUGAAGCCAGAAAGAACGGAUGCAUUGGCAUCCUAGUCGAAAUCGUGGAAGACCAAUACAACGGAAGGGUCAUGGACCCCAACAUGCUAGAAAGACUGGGUGCUAUGUGUAUGGAAGAACACCUGCUCCUAGCUGUGGACAAAACCCUGACCGCUAUUCGCUGUGGAGCGCCAUUCUCUUUCCAACGGGAAAACGGGAAGACACCCCCUGAUCUUGUCUUCUUCGGAAAGGCGCUUGGUGUUCAUGGCACAGCUAUAGGGUUUGGCGGACAGUUUCUAAAGAAGUUUGGAGUCUUUGGAAGGGCGCGCUGCCGUUUCAUUCGCAAAAUCAUUGGGCACACCCCCAGGGCCUUCAUCCUUGAACAAGCCGAAGAGCGUGGCCACGACGUCAAAGCCCAAGAUGUACUCGGUGGACUAGAAAGCCUCGUUUUCGUCAGGAAAGACAUCGCUGGGGAGCUACUCGUUAUGGGGGCCAGAACGGCGGGGGAAUGGAUCCCGUGGGUCAAGUGGCUACCGAGGCUUGAGAGGGACAUGUCCAGGAGCGAAGUACUCGAGGACAUCAUCGGAAGUAGGAGUCGACCUGCGCGCGAAGAGCUCUCGGGGAUGCUUUUGCAGGUAGGUUCGAAGCCUAGUUGGUGUUUCUGGUGUGGAAGCCGGACAACAGCCAAGAAGACCGACUGGUGUCAACGAUGCUGUAUUGGUGUUUGCGAUGGAGACAUGUGCGGCCGUCAUUUGCUUCAUCACGAUUGUGUCUGAUUGCACUCAUAGGGAUGCAUACUCAAAGAACAUAGAUCUAGAUAGAGUACGAGAC
Molecule: messenger RNA, 1372 nt
Organism: Colletotrichum navitas
Lineage: Eukaryota; Fungi; Ascomycota; Sordariomycetes; Glomerellales; Glomerellaceae
Exons: 5
Coding region: 1-1317 (438 amino acids)
Source: RefSeq, a predicted model, not a curated record